UGCGGCGCCCAGCACUGCAGGGCAGUGUUUACGUGCAUCCUAGCAACGGCUCGCGCGGGUGCCUGGGUGCCGGGCGACACUACAGAGUAUUGCUCUUGCUUUCUGGAUUGUCCCAGAGUCUAAGGCAUUCUUAGGGCUCCAGUUAAUGCGCUAAAGAGGCUGUCCAUUGGAGGGCUCCUCGUCGUUGAUUGGGAAAAAGAAUCUGCAUAGAUUUAAAUUUUGUGUUCUGUGGUUGGCUUGGAGUAUUAACAGACCCAUGGGUGUGGCGUUGACCAGAUCGGCACAGUGGACAGCUGCAGGGUAUGGAACUGGAACCCUGGAGAUCACCCCACUGAACGAGUCAAUAUUGAAUGAAAUUAAUAAGUUUGUGGAGUCUUUCAUUUAUAAAUAUCCCCAAGAGGCAAAAUUCAUUUUUGUAGAACCACUUGAGUGGAAAACAAAUUUGGAGCCCUCAGCAUUUGAAUCAGGUUAUAUUAUCAGUGAAAUGAUUGCCAAAUCAGAAGAAGUUGAUAAAGAUGGAGAGCCCCUGCUGUUUCUUUCUGUGCCUCACAUUCAAGUCAGGAGCUUUGGGCAGCUGGCACAGUUGUUAUCAGCUGCCAAAGACAACAAGCUGCAGGAGGCCCAGGCCUGUAUUGAAGCUAACAGAGACCCUAUCGUGAAAAUCUUGGGCUCGGAUUAUGGUGAAACGAAAGAAGAUUCUACUACCUUAACUAUUCUUGAUACGAUCAACAAAGACAAUGAAACGUAUACCAAAAGGAAAAUUGCCAUCCUGCUGAAGCAACUGGACCUGCAUCUGCUCAAUCAUUCCCUUAAGAACAUCUCACUAGAGAUCCGUUUGAAUCCAGCGACGUUUAAGAAAGACAUUGAGCUGCUCAAACGUUUUUCCGGAAAAGGGGAGCAGACAGUGUUGGAGUCAAUUGAGUACACUUCAGAUUAUGAAUUUUCAAAUGGCUGUCGCGCCCCACCAUGGAGACAGAUUCAAGGGGAGAUUUGUUAUGUGCUGGUGAAACCACAUGAUGUGGAUACUCUGUGCAUCACCUGCAGUGCAGAAGGAGUGUUUUUAAAUGGUGGCAAAACAGAAGAGGAGGGACAAAUUAAUUAUGAGAGACAAGGCGAAAUUUACAAAGACCUUGUUACAUGUUUAAAAGACAAAUCACCUGUAUUUUCAGAAAAUAUGUCUAAGCAGGAGAUUAGAUUCAAUGAGGAACAACAGAGGGAUCCUCAGGUUUAUGAGAAAUCCAAGACAGAAGAUGUCCAAUUAUCUGCAACUAGUUCAGAGAAGAAUAAAAUGGAGAAGAACCAGAUUAACUUUGGGAAAAGUCAUAUGACCAAGAGACUGGAGCCAAGCUUAAACUGGAGAGCAACUGUUGAUUACAAAGACCACAAAAGCUUCAUAAAGGAUAGCCAAGAGGAAAAACAAGGAAAAUUUGAAAAGUCAUCAGCAUCUGUUUCCUCUGGCCGUGCACAGUUACUCCGUAAGGGUGGUGAGAAGGUUGGGGAGACCACCAGUGAGAGCUCCUCAGAGAGUGAGGAGGACGAGGAGCCUCCGGACCACCGCCAAGAAGCCAAUGCUGACUUGCCAUCGGAAUACUGGCAGAUUCAGAAGCUGGUGAAAUAUUUAAAGGGGGGAAAUCAGACAGCAACAGUGAUUGCUUUGUGUUCCAUGAGGGAUUUCAAUUUAGCUCAAGAGACCUGUCAGCUGGCAAUUAGAGAUGUUGGAGGACUUGAAGUCUUAAUAAAUCUACUUGAUACAGAUGAAGUCAAAUGCAAGAUUGGUUCAUUAAAAAUCCUGAAGGAAAUCAGUCAUAAUCCUCAAAUCAGACGUAAUAUUGUUGACCUUGGGGGCUUACCAAUUAUGGUUAAUAUACUCGAUUCUCCACACAAGAGUCUCAAAUGUUUGGCAGCUGAGACAAUUGCAAAUGUGGCCAAGUUCAAGAGAGCCCGACGGGCAGUAAGACAGCAUGGAGGCAUCACCAAGCUGGUUGCCCUGUUGGACUGUGGACAGAAUUCAACAGAACCGACUCAACCAAGCCUGUACGAAACCAGAGAUGUAGAAGUGGCUCGCUGUGGGGCCCUGGCACUCUGGAGCUGCAGUAAGAGUCACUCAAACAAAGAAGCCAUUCGUAAAGCUGGGGGCAUCCCCUUGUUGGCUCGGCUACUGAAGACUUCUCAUGAAGACAUGCUCAUUCCAGUGGUGGGGACCUUGCAAGAAUGCGCAUCAGAGGAAAACUACCGAGCCGCCAUCAAAGCAGAGAGGAUCAUCGAAAACCUUGUGAAGAACCUGAAUAGUGAGAAUGAGCAGCUGCAGGAGCAUUGUGCCAUGGCCAUCUACCAGUGUGCUGAAGAUGAGGAAACCCGGGACCUUGUUAGGCUGCAUGGAGGACUUAGACCCUUGGCCAGUCUACUCAAUAACACAGAUAAUAAAGAACGGUUAGCCGCUGUCACUGGGGCAAUCUGGAAAUGCUCCAUCAGCAAAGAGAAUGUGAUUAAGUUUCGAGAAUACAAGGCCAUUGAGACACUGGUGGGACUUUUAACUGAUCAGCCUGAAGAAGUCCUCGUGAAUGUGGUUGGGGCCUUGGGAGAAUGUUGUCAAGAAUAUGAAAACCGGGUCAUCGUCCGGAGGUGUGGUGGCAUCCAACCUCUUGUGAACCUCCUGGUUGGAAUAAACCAAGCACUUCUUGUGAAUGUCACAAAAGCCGUGGGUGCAUGCGCAGCAGAACCAGAAAGUAUGGUGAUAAUUGAUCGCUUAGAUGGAGUUCGCCUGUUGUGGUCCCUGCUCAAAAAUCCACACCCAGAUGUGAAGGCCAGCGCAGCAUGGGCACUCUGUCCCUGCAUUGAAAAUGCAAAGGACGCUGGAGAAAUGGUUCGUUCCUUUGUUGGUGGUUUGGAACUUGUGGUCAAUCUAUUGAAGUCAGAUAAUAAAGAGGUCCUGGCAAGUGUCUGUGCUGCUAUCACCAACAUAGCAAAAGACCAGGAAAACUUGGCUGUCAUUACAGACCAUGGAGUUGUCCCUCUGUUGUCCAAACUUGCCAACACAAACAACGACAAGCUGAGGCGCCACCUGGCAGAAGCUAUCUCACGCUGCUGUAUGUGGGGAAGAAACAGAGUGGCCUUUGGGGAGCACAAAGCGGUGGCUCCAUUGGUGCGUUACCUAAAAUCGAAUGACACCAACGUACAUCGAGCUACAGCUCAGGCCUUGUACCAGCUCUCAGAAGAUGCUGAUAACUGCAUCACCAUGCACGAAAAUGGCGCUGUGAAGCUUCUAUUGGAUAUGGUCGGGUCUCCAGACCAGGAUCUCCAGGAAGCUGCUGCCGGCUGUAUAUCUAAUAUCCGCAGAUUGGCUCUGGCUACAGAAAAGGCGAGAUAUACUUGAAAUGUGAACCCACACAAACUACCAAAUAACAAGGUCAUACCACUCCCUCUGUCAGGAAGACAGAGUCAAGAAGCAUUUAUUAACCAGUCCUUCAAACAGUCUAAACAAAAACCACAUAGACUAAGACAGAAAUAUUUUUCCUUUAAAAUCACAAGAAUCUUUUUCUUCUAUUUUAUGAAAAGUAAAUAUGUAAUGAAAUAUAAAACCAAUAAAUUUGUGAUAAUUUUCCAA
Molecule: messenger RNA, 3604 nt
Organism: Microtus ochrogaster (prairie vole)
Lineage: Eukaryota; Metazoa; Chordata; Mammalia; Rodentia; Cricetidae
Gene: Odad2
Product: outer dynein arm docking complex subunit 2
Molecular function (GO): protein binding
Source: RefSeq, a predicted model, not a curated record